Messenger RNA from Manis pentadactyla (Chinese pangolin), 560 nucleotides. RefSeq lists its product as uncharacterized. The record is from RefSeq and is a predicted model, not a curated record. The coding region runs from base 199 to 351 and encodes 50 amino acids. Lineage: Eukaryota; Metazoa; Chordata; Mammalia; Pholidota; Manidae. The transcript is spliced from 3 exons.
GCGGAUUACGGAGACUUAGGUGACGGUUGCGGGAGUCUCGGCCUCUGGGCCCUGCUAGUGGCGCCGGCCCAAGGAGGCUCUGCGGCUGGUGGGCAGGAGUCUCAUACCUUCUGUUCUGUCUGUUUAGGAGUGUGUUUAAAGAAGAUUCACAAAAGAAAGAAGCAUCUUUGAAUCUGAGCUUGCUAAUUGAAAGAAAAGAUGAAAAACACCAGCUGGAUUAGAAAGAACUGGCUUCUUGUAGCUGGGAUUUCCUUCAUAGGGGUCCACCUUGGAACAUACUUCAUGCAGAGGGCUGCAAAACAAUCUGUAAAAUCUCAAUCUAGAAACAAACAAGAGAAUAUUGAAGAAUGAAGUAAAAUAAGUAUUUGGAAUUACUAAUGUAACAUCAAAUCACUACAUGCUGAUUUAGUUUCAUAAACAUGGAACCAUUUAAUUUUAUAGUAAUAGUACCACAUAUCCCGAUUUUCAUUCCUUCAGAAUAAUUUUUUUAAUGUCAAAACCCAUGACAUUGCAAAAAACAGAAAAAUAUGGUUAACAAAAUAAAAGCUGUCUUCAGUUAC